Molecule: messenger RNA, 843 nt
Organism: Zasmidium cellare ATCC 36951
Lineage: Eukaryota; Fungi; Ascomycota; Dothideomycetes; Mycosphaerellales; Mycosphaerellaceae
Exons: 1
Coding region: 1-843 (280 amino acids)
Source: RefSeq, a predicted model, not a curated record
AUGCCAUCAACCCUCCUCUUCAACAUCCUCCACACAAUCUACCCCCUCCAAAACCCCAACAAAACCCGCGACAGACCUUUGGAAGUCCUCGCCGUAGGCCUCUCGCGAACAGGAACCGACUCACUGCGUCAAGCCCUUCUGGAAGUAGGCUAUCAAAACGUCUACCACGGCUUCAGCUACGGCGCUUCGCCCAAUGAUUGCAUCCAGUGGAUCCGUCUCGGGCAGGCGCAGGAAAGGGGCGAUAAAUCCUUCCUUAAUGCGAAGGAAUUCGAUCGGAUUCUGGGAGACUGUGAUGCCGUGACGGAUAUCCCUCCUGCAGGCUUUGCAAACGAGCUCCUGGAUGCGUUUCCCGAUGCCAAGGUUAUUCUCAAUUAUCGCGAAGAUGUUGAUGCGUGGGUGACGAGUUGCCUCAAUUCGAUUGAAACGACCUCUGGGUCUGGGCAGCCGUGGUAUGAGUACUUCCUGAGUUACUUCGGAUCUUCUUUGUUCUUCCGGCAGUGGAGCUAUUGGUACGUCUGGGCGAGAUAUUUCGGUGGAGACUUCCGACGGAAUGGGAAGGCUUGGUAUCUUCGACAUUAUCGAGACUUGGAGACGAAACUGGAGGGGAGGAAGUACCUCAAGUGGAAGGCUGAAGAUGGGUGGGAGCCGUUAUGCAAAUUCCUCGACAAGACUGUGCCGCUGGGUCCGUUCCCUCAUGGCAAUGCUCCGGAAGAGUUCUUCAAAACCGUGGAAGUCUACAAAGCGGAAUGGACGAGCAGGUCUGAGAAGAACAUGCGCUUGAUCGGUGGGAUCCUGGCCUCGGUGAUUGUUGGUGUUGUCGGGUUUGCAUACGCUCGUUCAUAA